UUGACAACCGAGAUUCAGUUAAAUGACGGUCAAACUUCCACAAACCGAGAAGUAUUUCAAGAUAGAAGCAAUGUCACUUCUGCCCAAACAUCAGACACAGUAGCUGCACAAACCGCUGAUAAUGCUGCGACUUUUAGCCGGGAGGUUGUUGAUGACUCUUUGCCGGAGUGUUCCCACUGGAGUCCCAGGCUAGUUAAUCAGGAAUCAGCACCGUAUCAAACUAAAGACCAACCGGAGACAUCACAAGCAGAACAAAAUGAAUCCGACCAGCAGACGCACUCUUUCAAACCAACUGAAAACUCCGUUUGUCAGGAACCAGAGACAUCACAACCAGCUAAUGUGUGCCCACAUGCGAUAACAACGACAGUAGCUUUUUUGACUUCUCCAAAACAACUCUUACCACUUUCACUUACUAAAAAAUCUUCUCGUGUUACCAAAAAGCGUAGAAAAACAGCAAUUAUCACCGUCGUCUCCCUACAAAUAAGAAUUAAAGUCAUCUCCCAGAAAAAAAGAUGA
Messenger RNA from Parnassius apollo (apollo), 516 nucleotides. Lineage: Eukaryota; Metazoa; Arthropoda; Insecta; Lepidoptera; Papilionidae. The record is from the annotation of a GenBank genome assembly.